This is a messenger RNA of Exserohilum turcica Et28A, 2463 nucleotides long. RefSeq lists its product as uncharacterized. The record is from RefSeq and is a predicted model, not a curated record. The coding region runs from base 385 to 2403 and encodes 672 amino acids. Gene Ontology annotation, molecular function: GTPase activity; GTP binding; microtubule binding. Gene Ontology annotation, cellular component: membrane; cytoplasm; microtubule. The transcript is spliced from 3 exons. NCBI's taxonomy places the organism in Eukaryota, Fungi, Ascomycota, Dothideomycetes, Pleosporales, Pleosporaceae.
AUCAGGCCAUUCGACACCCGCGCUGUCCAUGAACUCUGCUCAAAAGAUCAACUCGACCUGCUGGACUCUGUAGAUCGUCUACGCUCUCAGGGCAUCGACCACUAUGUUUCUCUGCCACAGAUCAUCGUUUGCGGCGAUCAGUCUUCUGGUAAAAGCUCUGUCCUUGAGGCUAUUUCUGGUGUCUCUUUUCCAGUGAAGAGCAACUUAUGUACUCGUUUCCCAACCGAGUUAGUCUUACGAAAGACACCUGAGAUUGGCGUCAGCGUCUCCAUCGUCCCAGACCGCUCGCGUAGCAAAGUAGAGCGUGUGUCUCUCAGCAACUUUCGCGAGACACUCGAUAGCUUCGCUGCGCUCCCAGAAUUGAUCGAGAAUGCCAAAACAGCCAUGGCCAUUGGUAGUCUUGGUCGAGCCUUUUCGAAAGAUCUAUUACGGGUUGAGGUGUCGGGUCCUGACCGACCACAUCUUACCAUCGUAGACUUGCCGGGCCUUAUUCAUUCCGAGACAAGACAGCAAUCCGCAGCUGAUAUCGAACUCGUACAAGAUGUCGUCAAGUCGUACAUGAAAGAGCCUAGAAGCAUCAUCCUCGCGGUUGUAUCCGCAAAGAACGAUUACGCCAACCAGAUCGUGCUGAAGCUCGCUCGUACUGCCGACAGAAGCGGAACCCGCACGCUUGGUGUAAUCACUAAGCCUGACACUCUGAUUCCAGGCUCCGACAGCGAAGCCAUGUAUAUCUCGCUUGCUAAAAACCUUGAUGUGGAGUUCCGUCUUGGAUGGCAUGUUCUCAAGAAUAUGGAUUCGGAAACUGGAUCUGUGGCGCUUGCAAAUCGUGAUGAAGAGGAAAGUCGUUUCUUUUCUGAAGGCGUAUGGCCUACAUUGUCCGAAUCUAUCCUGGGUAUCGUACCAUUGAGAGAACGACUGAGCAAACUCCUUCUUGUCCAGAUCGCAGCGGAACUCCCCGGUCUUGUGGAAGAGAUCGAACUCAAAUCUGCCGCUUGUCGCACUGGACUCGAAAAGCUGGGCCAACCUCGGGCUAGUAUCGAAGACCAGCGCCAAUAUCUAGUCACUCUCAGCCAAGCAUGCCAAGCCCUUACCAAAGCUGCCGUCGAUGGAACUUACAACGAUGACUUCUUUGGCGAUGCGAAAACUGACGCUGGCUACCAGAAACGUAUUCGUGCCGUCGUACAGAACCUCAAUCAGGCUUUUUCAGAGACAAUGGCGCGCGAAGGACACCACUUUGUGAUCACCAACUCUUCUGGUACAAGUCUUCUACAAGGCAGUCGACCGAAGGAAAACAUCCUCAGCCGACCUGAGUUUCUAGAGCGUAUCGAAUCCCUCAUGAAACGCACCCGCGGCCGCGAACUCCCCGGAACCUUCAACCCCAUGGUAGUAUCGGACCUCUUCUUCGAGCAGUCAUCGCCCUGGGAAAAGCUUGCUAGAGAUCACAUUCUAGAAGUCGUAACUGCGGUAAGGACCUUUCUCAGGCACCUCACUUCCCACGUUUCAGACGCGUCUACAUGCGGCGCACUAUUCCAAACCCUUGUUGACCCUGCGCUUGAGCGGAUUUCGAAAAAUGUGAAAAGCAAGACAACGGACCUACUUGCUUCGCAUCAGCGCGGACACCCCAUCACCUACAACCAUUAUUUUACAGAGACAGUGCAGCAAGUCAGGAAAGAAAGAAUGACAGCGGAACUCACGAAUGUCAUCCAAGACGUCUUCAGCGUUAGCUCACUUUACCCGUCUGGACAAUCUCGAUACGUUGAGAUGGACUAUCGCCCGUUGCUCAAUGCACUCAUAACACAUGGAAAUCCUGAUUUAAACCAGUAUGCGUGCUCUGAGGCGCUGGACUGCAUGCAAGCCUACUACAAAGUUGCCUUCAAACGCUUCGUGGACGAUGUUGCUGUUGAAGCUGUCGAAAAGGAUAUCAUUGCUAAACUUAGCAACAUCGUUUCGCCGAUCAAAGUUACCUCUCUUGCCUCUGAUGUGGUGACAAGUAUUGCUGGUGAGUCCAAGGAGAGCCAAGCGAAGCGCAGCCAGUUAGAAAACCAGCUAGGCGUGCUGGUUCAGGGGUUAGAGACAUGUAAAAGAUUCAUAGUAGGGACACUACAGGGUGCACCAGAUGCAGCGACCCUACGACCUGGGCUUGAAGCUUCUUCCUCAGACUUGUCGUUGGACUCUUCUCGCACAGAGUCAGACGGACGAGUCACUGAUGACGGGCUAGAGGAAUUCGAUGCAUCUCCUGAUGCUGCUCUUGCUGAGUGGGCUCUGCCAACAGAAGGUGAAUCAGUGCCAGAACAGGAACUCGAGAGACUUGACGAAGUGAAUUUCAGUGAGCCUAUGGGUUCUUUCCCACGAAAAAUCUUAAGUAAGAAGAAGGGAAAGAAAAACGUUUAUCGCCCUUCAUAAUCUCCCUUCUAUUCAAAAGAUGAAUCUAAGGACGAGUAUUGGUCAUACAGCUGCUUUUUC